Messenger RNA from Nelumbo nucifera (sacred lotus), 2595 nucleotides. RefSeq names its product F-box protein 2 (gene FBX2). Gene Ontology annotation, molecular function: protein binding. Lineage: Eukaryota; Viridiplantae; Streptophyta; Magnoliopsida; Proteales; Nelumbonaceae. The record is from RefSeq and is a predicted model, not a curated record.
UUUUUGGUUCUCUCAAGCAAUCUGAAAGUCUCUCUCUCUCUCCAAAAUUCCAAAAUUGCUCGAAAUCUCUGAGGUACGCCUUAGAUAGUUCGUCUUUUUUUCCUUCUUUCUGAUCUCUUCGACGAUCCUUUCUUCAUAUACAGUGGUUUUUUUUCUGCGUAUUUCUUUUUUUUUUCUUCCGUUUCUGGGUCAUCGAAAGAUCAGAUUUUCUUUCAAUUUCCAGCAUUUUACUCCUAGUUUUGUUUCGUUUCUCUCUGAUUCUGAUACUGUAAAAGGUGGGUUUCUUCCUUUCUUUCGAUUAGCUUUUAUUUCUGACCGGGUGAUACGUCCUUCGAUGAAAUUAGGGUCUUGAAAAUUUAGGUUUUAUUGACUCCAGGAAAAUUUUCUAGAUUGAUCUUAUAGAGGCAGAACGGUUGGGGUUCGUUGAUUUCUGGGGGUUUCUGUUUGAUUGGGUUUUGGAAUUGUAGGUUUCCAGUUUAGUUUUGCAAUUCUGCAAGAGAGGGGCUCUUGUUCUUUUUUCUUUUCGAGAAAUAGUUGAUUCAGGUGGUUUGGGUGGUCUUUUUGUAUUCAUUUUAUGGCAUUUGAAUGUCACGAAACAGGGGGUUUGUUGUUGAAGAAUUCUGUAGAUUGCAUAGAUAAUCCUUCGGACGAAGAAGUUGCAUCACCCCAGUUCAGAUCUUACAUUCCUUCAGCUGAUUCGAAGUUUGAUUCCACAAAGGAGAGCCGGAAAUCAGUAACACCGAGACCCAGUUUUGAAUUCCAGCCCAAGAAGGGCACCGCGACAUCUAAAACCGAGAAACUAUCUAAUUCGGAUGAUUCGGAUUUUAAUAAUGGCCGGAGAUCAAUCACCGACCUUCCUCCAGCCCUAUUAUCUGAAAUCCUCCAUUGCCUGGACGCCAAAGAGCUGGGAAUUGUCUCCUGCGUAUCUACAUUCCUUCACAGGCUUGCAUCCGAUCAUCAUGGAUGGAAGGAAUUCUAUUGCGAAAGAUGGGGCCUGCCGGUGGAGGCGGUUCCCCCUGGUUCCGGAUUUCCAGACAACAGAUCAUGGAAGGAGCUCUUUGUAGAGAGGGAAUAUAGGAGCAAGACUUUCAUGGGGCGGUACAGCAUUGAUGCUCUAUAUGGCCAUACUGAAGCAGUUCGCUCAGUUUUCAUUCUGACCUCGGCGAAGCUUAUCUUUACUGGGGGUUACGACUUGAUUGUCAGGAUGUGGGACAUGGAAGAAGGGUUGCUAAUUGCGUCGUCUCGGCCACUGGGGUGCACAAUCCGAGCAGUUGCUGCUGAUACAAAGCUUCUGGUAGCUGGAGGGACUGAUGGCUUCUUACAGUGCUGGAGGGCUGUUGAAGGAAACCCACAUUUGUUCGACAUUACAGGUUCCCAGAACCAGAACUUUGAGUUCCGCCUGUGGGAACAUGAAGGGCCUGUUACUUGCCUUGCAUUGGAUCCUACCAGAAUUUACAGUGGCUCAUGGGACAUGACUGUUCGUGUCUGGGACCGAUCCCUGUUGAAGUGUGUGAAGGUCUUGAGGCAUGCUGAUUGGGUUUGGGGUCUUGUCCCCCGUGACUCUACUGUCGCAAGCACAGCAGGCAGGGAUGUGUACAUUUGGGAUGUUAAUGGCGGGGAUCAAGUUUCUAUUGUUCAAAAUGCUCAUGUGGGUAAUACAUGUUCUCUGGCAAGGAGUCAUACAGGAGACCUUCUCUUCACUGGAGGAGAAGAUGGAGCAAUUCACAUGUUUGAAAUCAUGAGACAUGAUACAGAAGCUAAUGUUUGUAAGGUUGCAACCUGGAUUCCACACACGGGUCCAGUCCACUCCCUUGCAUUUGAGUUUCCCUGGCUUGUGUCUGCUUCUAGUGAUGGGAAGUUAUCACUGAUUGACGUGAGAAAGCUAUUGAGACCGCAAAGGCGCUCUUUAUCAAGAAAGUCUUCAGUAAGUGUGGAAGCCCCUCAGAGGAUGUUACAUGGGUUUGGGUGCAAUUUGUUUACAGUUGACAUAGGUGCCGAUCGUAUUGUAUGUGCUGGGGAAGAAGGUGUUGUUAGAAUCUGGAAUUUCUCACAGGCUUUGGAGAUUGAGUGCAGGGUUAGGGCCUUGCGUGGCAUUCGAUUAGAAAACCGAAUGAGGCGACGGAAAAUUCAAAUAGAAAUGAGCAACAAGGGUAGCCGGGCUGAUCAGUGUUCAGUGGCAGCCAAGAAGAACCAGAUGAAGGGUGAUAGGAGUGGCACCUGGCAUGGUAGGCGUGGAACAAAUGGGAAGCUGAAGGCUUAAUGGACUGCAUUGUCUCUGGUACUCAACCAUGUAUACUCUUAGCAAACAUGUAGCAUGGCUCCAUUCCUGUGUUUUCAAAUUAGGGCAUAGUUCUGUCAUUUACGUCAGUAGUUGGAUUUGACUCGAUGCUUUCUUUUCUGGUGUCAUUUGAUCGAUUCUUUUCUUUGUGUAGAUAUUAGAUGGUAAUCUAUUCCAUCAUCAUUUGGGGCAUGAAUUUUCAUUAGUGUGACUUCAAAGGAGUUAGAUUGCAAUGUUAAGACCGUGCCCAGAAGUACACAUCUGACUUAGAUAUCUUUGGCUUCUAAAUGACACAAGUAUCUUUAGUUUAUUUCUUA